This is a messenger RNA of Rhizopus microsporus ATCC 52813, 471 nucleotides long. RefSeq lists its product as uncharacterized. The transcript has 2 exons. NCBI's taxonomy places the organism in Eukaryota, Fungi, Mucoromycota, Mucoromycetes, Mucorales, Rhizopodaceae. The coding region runs from base 1 to 471 and encodes 156 amino acids. The record is from RefSeq and is a predicted model, not a curated record.
AUGAGAAACUGGUCCGCUCCCCAUGCUAGGUAUCAUGAGCCCAUCCGUGGCCUUGGUUUCCGAAGACUCCUCAAGAAACAUGGGUUACAAGUCUACCUUAUAGACGAGUACAAGACCAGUAGGUGCCGUCCAACAUGCCACAACGAGAGCCUCCACACGUUCCGUUGUGUUCCAAAUCCACGACCGUAUCAACGUGAGCGAUGUCCUGCUGUUGUCUGCCAUGGCCUUUUAGGAUGCACCAAUCUAUACUGUAGACCCGCCAUGGCAGCUCCAGAUAGAUAUCGCUUAUGGAACAGGGAUGUUGCUGCUUGUCUCAACUACAUGCACAUCCUACGUGAGCUUCGACGUAAUGGCAUGGUUCCUCAUAGGUUUCGCCGGGUUGCUGUUGCUCCUACAAGAUGUCGAAGAAGAGUGGAUGAUCAGGAGCAGCCAAGAGCUAGAAUACGUUUAGACGAUGAUUCUCCGUCCUAG